AUGUUGGCCUAGUUAGAUUGAAUUUAAGUCUUACUUCAGCCCUUCACAUACAAAAAGCUUCCUUCUCGUGAUCGAGUCGUACCAGAUCCAGUCAGCCAGCCAGAUUUUCUUUUCCUCCUAGCCAGACCCCCGAUUCCCCGCCGAAAUGGACCAGAACCAGCCCCUUUUCGCUUUAAUCCAGCAACUCCAGCAACAACUCGUCGACAAGAAACGCCAGCUAGAAGCCCUUACGCCUACUCGACCCAAGUUAAGAUUACAAGAUCCGCCUAGAUUCGACGGCCGACAAUUUAGUCUAAAGACGUGGCUUCCAGCUAUUAAAGCAAAGCUACGGUCGGACGGAUUAGUCGGUCAACCAGCAUUUGACUACGUUUACGAUCGCCUCGAGCCAUCCCAGCAAGCCUCAGUCUUACAUCUUCGCGAAACCAACCUAACACCCGAAGCAGUCUUCCAGUACUUCGAACGUCUUUGUUAUAACCCUCGUGAGAAACAAGAUGCAGUGCUACGAUUCGCAAAUAUCCGCCAGAAAGACGACGAAAGCCUAGUCGCCUACCUCGCCCGAUUCGAACGUCUAUCGCAUGAAGCUAAGGUCCAUAAGCAAGAUCUCCUUCGUACGAUUACCCUACACCGUGGCCUACGGCCCACGUUACGCUAG
Molecule: messenger RNA, 652 nt
Organism: Penicillium brasilianum
Lineage: Eukaryota; Fungi; Ascomycota; Eurotiomycetes; Eurotiales; Aspergillaceae
Source: the annotation of a GenBank genome assembly